Jatropha curcas is the source of this 5533-nucleotide messenger RNA. The record is from RefSeq and is a predicted model, not a curated record. Lineage: Eukaryota; Viridiplantae; Streptophyta; Magnoliopsida; Malpighiales; Euphorbiaceae.
GAAAAUAAAGAGGAGAGGGAAAGGAAAAGUAUCAGAAAAAUUCAUCUAAUUCUAGAGAUAGAAAGAAACAAAGAGAUUUGCCCUCACUUUAAAUAAAAUAUUUUUUCUAGAGAGAGAAAAUAAAUAAAAUGAUAUAUAAAGAGAGAGGCAAAUUUGAGCUGAGAAGGAAGCAGGAAGGUGUUAUCAAUUUUCUUGAACUGAGCAUUUGAUUUCAGAAUUUCUCUGCAGAUCAUAGAGAGAGAAAACUAUAUACAGGGGGAGUGUGUUCUGAAAGAGAUUAAAUAAUAAUACUAAUAAUAAUAGAAAUAACUAUAAUUAUUAAUAACAAUUAGUAUUUUUACAUUUAUGUGUGUGUAUGUGUGUGUGUGUGUGUGUGUGUAUAUAUACACAUGUAGGUGUAUAUUUGUAUGUCAGAUCCUCUUGUAGCAGGAAUAUCGUCUGAUUGUUGGUUUUCCUUGUUUUUGUAGUAUUAGAUAGAGAAGAGAGAAAAACCUAGAUAGAAAGGGGGUUGUAGGAUUGUGUUACGUAUCGUGUUCAAUUUAGGAUUGAGUGUGGUGUUAAUUGGGGAAAACAUUAGAGCAAUUUGUGGUGAUUGAAAUAAUUUGGAUUUGAUGUUGGUGGAUUGCGGCGGAUUGUGUCGGUGGUGGCGGGGAUGGCAGCCGAGCAAAGGGAACGGAGCGUGGAGGAGCUAUACAAUGCGACGAACUUGAUUGGAAAACCAAAGAUCACAUCAGUCUUGAAAGGGAGUUAUCGCAUGCAGGGGCCAGUAGAGGAAACUGAACGAGAUAUUGAGAAGAAUAUGGUGAGAUAAAAGGUUAUCAUCUCAGUCUGAAAAGAGAUUAGGAAAACCUUCCAUGAGACGGAAGGUUCGUGCAAGAGUAGAGUCUGGGACGUGUAACGUGUGUUCCGCUCCUUGUUCAUCGUGUAUGCAUCUUAAGAUUUCCUGUAUGGAAUCAAAGGACGAUGGAUUUUCGGAUGAAACCUUUCGUGGAACUGCAACAAGUCAGAACUCUAUUAAUGAGGAUGAAGUUUCGUGUUUUAAAGAUAGGGCUUGUGAAGCAAGUAACCUUCUCAGUGCCAAUUCAAGUCAAGAUUCUUUAUCUGUAAAUGCAGAAAGUAAAGUACAUUUGAGGUGUUCUGAUACAGUUGAUACCUCAGUUGAGUCUAAGAUGCCUCUGAAAGUGCCCCUUGAUGGAACUGUUGGGGUGGAUAAACUUUCUCCAAAGCAGCAGUGCACUUUAGCAACUAUCUCAAAUAAAACUAUCUCAAAUAAGAAUGAGUAUCCCAAAGUUGUAGAAGGUCAUGAUGAUAACAUUUCAUGCAUCAGUAGAGCUAAUGAUGUGAAUAUAGCAGAAGGUUAUCAUAGCAAUAAUGUAGACAGGAAGAAUUUAUCUAGUAGUUCAGCUUUAGUUUGUAGUUUAGGAUCAGAAGGAACUGGAAAGACAAUAAUUUCCCCUAAGCCAGAGUUGUUAGAGACACUUCCAAAUGAUGCAUGUGCUGGCAGUAGCUCACCAAAGGUCCAGAGCAGGUGUACGUCCUCCAACACAAAUGGAGCACAUUUGGAGGAAGAUGCAAAGGUAGAUACUCCUAAGGUUUCAAGUCAACUUUUUCCAAAGUUAGAAGUUGAUACCAAAGACGACAAUGGAGACCCACCAGAUGAAAGAUUUAAGUGUCCUGUCCAAGUUGAUCGAGAUGAGAAGUUGAAUGUGUCAGUUGAUUUACCUGAUUUGCAGGAGGCUGCUUUGCAAUCUGUAUCUGGUGAUGAAAGUGACGAGUCAGAAAUUGUGGAGCAUGAUGUGAAAGUAUGUGAUAUUUGUGGUGAUGCUGGUAGGGAGGAUUUGCUUGCUAUAUGCAGUAAGUGCAGUGAUGGUGCAGAACAUACUUAUUGCAUGCGAGAAAUGCUUCAGAAGGUCCCAGAAGGUGAUUGGCUGUGUGAAGAAUGCAAGUUGGCUGAGGAAACAGAAAACCAGAAGCAAGGUUCAGAUGCUGAGGGUAAAAAAUCUAGCAGAGCAGGUGCACAGAGCUCCAGCAAGAGGCUUUUUGAAACUAUAGAGGUCGCUUCAGCUUCAAAAAGGCUAGCUAUUGAUACAAGUUUUGGAUCACCAAAGUCAUCCAGCCCUAGCAAAAUAGCUGCACUGUCUCGGGAUAGUUCAUUCAAGGGCCUAGAUAAAGGGAAAGUAAAACCAGCUCAUCAAACAUCUUUAGCCAAUCACUCUACUAUUGAUAGUCCGGAAAUUGCACGUUCUCCUAUUGGUCCACGUCUUCGAACACCCAAGGGUACUUUAUUGAAGUCCAAUUCAUUCAGCACUAUAAAUUCCAAACCAAAAGUGAAACUUGUUGAUGAUGUUCCUCAAAAGCAGAAGGGCAAUAGAGAACUCGAUAUGAAAGAGGGGACUGCCAGGACGAUGAGCAAAUCUAUGUCAUUUAGAUCUGUGAAUCCAAGCCGUUCUGGUGCUACUGAGUCAAAAGUUAAAAUGCUUUCAUCAAAAUAUUCUCAAGCUCAAGAUAUAAAAGCACUAAAACAAGUGAAAGAACGGAAUGCAUCUGAAAGUAAGACUUUGGCUAAAUUGGAUCGUCCUGUGGGUAGUUCGGGGACAACUAAUUCUCACAUCUCUACGCUUAAAGUCAAUCAAAAGCUCACUCCUCGUGGUGAUAAUGUUGCUGUAUCAUCUACAAGCAAUAACAAAGAGCCAAAGGCUUUGCAAUCUGAUGGUAAAUUGGGUGGCUUAUUGAGAUCAACCAGCAGUAUAGCUCGUAAAAGUGCUGAGCUUCCUAUUACUUCUGUUCGAUCUUCAGCUAUGAAUGGGAUGUCUAGUGCUUCUAUUGAACAAAAGUCAAACCAAGUUAUUCCAAAGGAUGAACCCUCUUCCAGUUCUUCUUGGAAUGCUGAGAGACAGUCCCAUAAUAUCGAUGAAAAUUUACAAGGCUUAUCUCGGUCACGGGAAUCAUCAGAUCAGAGUGAGAAAACUAGGGAGAGUUCUGUUACUCGCUUGAGGCCUGCUGUGACUGCUGGGCUAAAAAGUGUCACCUGUCAAAAGUGCAAGGAAAUUGGGCAUGCUGCAGAGUUUUGCACGAUUUGUAGUCCUAGGCCUUCUGGUACUGAUACAUCUGCUGCAAGAAUUGUUAGGGAGGACAUGAGCAAAGGUAGUAAGUUGAAAGCUGCAAUUGAGGCUGCCAUGCUUAGGAAGCCUGGAAUAUUCAGAAAGAAGAAAGAAAUUGAUCAAUCUGAUGGCUUGUUGUCAUCAAAUGUGGAUGUGACUUCUGAGGCAGCUUCGCAUGAUCAGUUUUCAGUUUCAAAUAAGUUGAGAAAUAUGAUUUCUGAUGAAGGAACAGAUGAAGGGCAAGCAAAUAUUGGUCUGAGUUCGUCUGAGAGUUGCAAACAGAUGAAUAUUAAUAAUGUCAAGCAGCUGAAUGUGAAUUCUGCAGAUAUUGUUUUGCCUUUAAAAGUUGGGGAAGAUACAAUGGUCCCUUCUGGUGGAAAACCCUGUCAUUCUUUGACAGCAACACCCCUUUUUUCAAAGAUGUUAACCAUCCCAGAGCAUGAAUACAUCUGGCAGGGGGCCUUUGAAGUGCGCAGAGGUGGAAGACUACUGGACUUACAUGAUGGAAUUCAAGCGCAUUUAUCAACUUGUGCAUCACCUAAAGUCCUAGAAGUAAUGAAUCAGUUUCCCCAGAAAAUCACUGUGGAUGAAGUGCCUCGCUUAAGUACAUGGCCAAGACAGUUUCACGAACUUGGUGCCAAAGAAGAUAAUAUUGCUCUUUAUUUCUUUGCUAAGGAUCUUGAAAGUUAUGAAAAAAGCUACAAGAACCUGUUGGAUAACAUGAUUAGAGGAGAUUUGGCAUUGAAAGGAUAUUUUGGGGGUGUUGAAUUCUUAAUAUUCCCAUCCACCCAGCUUCCUGAGAAGUCCCAGCGCUGGAACAUGCUAUUUUUUCUGUGGGGUGUGUUCAGGGGAAGGAAAUCCAAUUGUUCAGAUCCGGCAAGUAAGUCAGUUACUACCAGUCCUAAUGUGGUGCCAGUGGACAUGAAUGGUACACACAAGCCAUAUAAUUCACUGAAUGGGGGUCUUGAUAAAGCAUCUGGUCCACAAACAAGCUUGGAGCAACAAGAUGGUAGACUCAACUCCGAAUCCUUGCCAAAAAAUGCCACAGGCAGUGAACUUUGGUGCUCAGACAUUAGAUGCACUCCUUCACAGGAAGAAGCAGCUCUUUCAGAAUGUAGGCUGGAUACAGAACAUAAAUCGUCUGUUCAAGCAACAAGAUCCAAUAAUGGUUCUAGUAGCAGGGAGGAGAUCCAAGUGCAUGUCGAUGCCUCAUGUAUGAGAGAAGACUCACCAUCCUCCAAGGUUUUCCAGGCUAGUAAUCAAGAUGAAAGCAUCACAACAAGUGUCUGUGAGGAGAAAACAGUGGAUAGAAUGGACAGGAAUAGAGAUGAGGUUAAAGUUGAAACGAAUCUGAAUGAAGAUUCUACAAGUAUGGAUAUAGAAGCUUCCUCAGGAGAUCUAAGCAUCAAAGGGCUUGACUCCUGGCAGUCGAAUAGCAGGAAACGCCCUUUCUUGGAUCUUUCAGAGACAGCCCCUCAGACUUUGAGUAGUACAGGACAAAAAAUGCCAUGGGAUACGGUAGAUGGAGAGAGUAGUAUCGGCAAGAAGCUGAAGUCUGGUUGCAGUGAACAAUAUGCGUGCAGCAGUGUGAGAGGGGGGAAUCGUUUGGGUGAUGGUUUUACUUCACAGAUAUGUGACUUGGGGUCGAGUUCCUUCAUUGAGGAAAAAAGCUGUGACAAAGCUCCUGAUGAGAAAGUUAUCCUAGAGGAUGUGGGAACAACUGAAAGGUACUUCUUUCCUGUGGAUUCACAUCGUGUAAAAGAUUUUCAAUUGGGGGGCAACUCCAUGCCCUGGAAAGAAUACUCAUCAAAUGAUGAGGAUCAAAUCCAUGAAGAGGUCCCAAAUCUUGAGCUUGCUUUAGGUGCCGAGACAAAACCCCCAAACAAAGGAAUCCUGCCUUUCUUUGUUGGAAUGGUAGAGAAAAAUAAUACCCAGAACAAGACUCCAGAUAAAAAGGUGACAGAUAAGGAAGAGGAGGAUGGUGUCUCCGCUUCCCUUUCCCUUUCUCUUUCAUUCCCAUUCCCUGACAAGGAACAAACUGUCAAACCUGUUUCAAAAUCAGAGCAGCUCCUGCCUGAAAGGCGCCAUGUGAAUACUUCACUGCUCCUUUUCCGGGGCUUCUCAGAUAAAUAGGCCCACAGUGACUUUGUCUGUAUAUUAAUGUGCACCAGCACCACAUGGAUGUGGUAAAAAUGUACCUGAUCAUGUACGAUGAUCGUCCAUGGGCUUUCCAUCUGUUCAUACCCCACACAGGAUUUACUAAUAAUUUUUCCUUUUUUUUGUUGUUAGCAUUUCUGUUUUCGGAGUGCAUAGUCACGGCUGUUUGUAUAUACAGAGAUUUUAAGCCGGUUAAAAUGAACCAUGAGAUAUUUGCAGACCCAAUAGCUUAAUGACGAUGCUGAGUAUCAGUUAUAUUUUGUCUUUUCAUAUUA